This is a messenger RNA of Dipodomys spectabilis (banner-tailed kangaroo rat), 1527 nucleotides long. RefSeq names its product TUB like protein 2 (gene Tulp2). NCBI's taxonomy places the organism in Eukaryota, Metazoa, Chordata, Mammalia, Rodentia, Heteromyidae. The record is from RefSeq and is a predicted model, not a curated record. The coding region runs from base 1 to 1524 and encodes 507 amino acids. Gene Ontology annotation, biological process: protein localization to cilium. The transcript has 12 exons. Gene Ontology annotation, cellular component: cilium.
AUGUCUCAGGAGAAUGACGCAUUGAAGAAAGAGACCUUGGGCGAUGAGAUCGCUGCCAUGAGGCUACAGAAGCUAGAACAGCAGCGGCUUCUAUUUGAGAAGAAGCGACGACGGAAGCGCCAGGAACCUCUCAUGGUUCAGGCCAAUCCUGAUUCUUUGUUGCGGCACCCGCGGCUGCGGAGAUGGGAGGAGCGUUUCCAGGGUGACAGCGGUUUUGGAAACCCUUUUCUUCAGGAGAGCGUGCCAGAGGCGCAUCUGGCCUCUGGUGCCCACCGUGCCCCUGGCACCGUGAGUGGUGGUGGAGAUUGCAGCGGAGAUGGUGGCCUGCUGGCAUCCCAGACACAUACAGACAGUACAGAUUCCGAGCUGGAGGAAGUCUACGUGGAGGACAUUCCUGUGUUCCCCCUGCCUUAUAAGCAGCCACCCAGAACUCGACGAAGGGGCUGGCUAGCCCGCCAACGACGUGGAGUCAGCGAAGAGGAGAGUGAAUCCCAGGAUAUUGGAGAUGAAUCCAAGGUGCCCAGUCUGAAACCAGCCCUUGGAAUAGAUACAGAUGGAGGACAAGGAGACAUGUCAUUCUGCCAGGGAGAAAACCUGGAAGAGAACGAAUUUGAGCCUGCAGAGACAAACUUCCCAGAAACCAUCAACAAAGAGGAGCCCAGCGCCCCCAAAGUCGAGGAUGGCAAGGACGGUUUCAACCUGGGCAGCACCAAAGACCUGCCACCCUGUGCCCCUGGCCCUCAGCUGGGAGAGGACAUGAUGGCAUAUGUCCUUCGGCCGGCCAUGGUCGGUCACAUCGUGCAGUGUCUCAUCCAUCGCAACAAGCAUGGCAUGGACAAGACCUUAUACCCCACCUACCAGGUGUACCUGGAGGCGGCUGAUGGCGGCAAGCGCUUCCUCUUGGCUGGGAGAAAGAGGAAAAGGAGUAAAACUUCGAAUUAUCUCAUCUCCAUGGACCCCACAGACAUGUCUCGAGAUGGGGUCAACUUUGUGGGCAAAGUCAGAUCUAAUGUCUUGGGUACUAAAUUCACCAUCUUUAACAAUGGAGUGAAUCCGGACCGGAAGCAUUUUAUCCCCUCAAUGUCACAGAUUAGAGAGGAGCUGGGGGCUGUGUGUUAUGAGACCAACGUCUUGGGAUUCCGGGGGCCUCGGAAAAUGGCUGUAAUCCUCCCAGGAAUAGACAGGCGGAACCAGAGAAUUAAGGUCCAGCCACAAAAUGAACAAGAGACUCUCCUGAGUCGUGUCCAACAGGGGGACAAUGAAGGGCUGAUUCUGCUGCAAAACAAACCCCCUAUGUGGAACGAAAAUGAUGGUGCCUACGUGCUUGAUUUCCAUGGUCGGGUUACUCAGGCUUCCAUAAAGAACUUCCAAAUCAUACUUCCGAAUGACCCGGACUACCUGGUGCUCCAGUUUGGCCGUGUGGCCUCAGACACAUUCACCAUGGAUUUCCGCUACCCACUUUGCCCCCUCCAAGCUUUUGCUAUCUGCUUAUCCAGUUUCGAUGGGAAGCUGGCUUGUGAGUAAUUC